AUGCUGAUUUUUGUGGCAUUAUUUUGUCUCACACAAAUACUGCGUGAAGACGCACUGGGAUCUCAGUCACUAGCAUCUGAAUUUCUUCGUACUGGUAUGUUACGAUAUGUUCUGGAAUCAGUGGCAGAUGUUACUUUAAGUGGAUCCGAGAUUAAUGAUAUUCGUUCUUUGGAACAUUGCAAUAUUGUAUUGACUUUAUUUAUUCGGUUGGGACUUACUAGUUGCGGUUGGAAUGGUCUACAUGAUGUUAACGCUUUGCAAGUAUUAGCGAGCAUCCCUCUAUGGUCAAAUCCACCGAAAGAUUUGUUUCUUGCAUCUAAUUUUGACCUGAAAGCGCGCACCAUUCCGUCACUGUACAUGAAUUGUGUUGCAAACGUAGUGUAUCUUUGUAUUGCAUUAUGUUCGAAUUCACACUGGAAAAGAGUCUCAAUCGAGGUUCUUGGACUGUUAUCAUGUAGUGCAGACGUGCUGAACCAUUUGAUGCGAACUAAUAAGCAAAAUUUAUUUCUCGUGAAAUGUAGCAUUCUUAUUGCACAUAUUCAUCAUUUUGAUACCUCAGCUCGGCCAUUUAUUGAGAAAUCAAGCUGCUUAAAUGCUUUAAGGAAGUUGUCCGGUAAUAUGUCAUCAUCUUCUCCAGCUAUUUGGGAUUGUCUUUGUGCUAAGGAAAAUGAAGAUGAUAAGAUUCAGGGAGUGGUCGAAAUUUUAGAUAGUUAUGAAAUCAGUGGACAUCUAAAUUUCUCGUGCCUUUAUGUAUUGUUCACUCUUUAUGUUGGAAGCGAAUAA
Messenger RNA from Acanthocheilonema viteae, 783 nucleotides. The record is from the annotation of a GenBank genome assembly. Lineage: Eukaryota; Metazoa; Nematoda; Chromadorea; Rhabditida; Onchocercidae.